This is a messenger RNA of Owenia fusiformis, 1539 nucleotides long. The record is from the annotation of a GenBank genome assembly. NCBI's taxonomy places the organism in Eukaryota, Metazoa, Annelida, Polychaeta, Sabellida, Oweniidae.
CUUGUUUGAAAAAGAACAGCGAAAGAGACGUACGAAAAAUUUACGAAAAACUCAUCUUAAAAGUCGUUUAAGAUCACGAAUCUAUCAGUAGCCACAGGACUGUGAGUCAGGUAGUAAGUGGACGUAUUUACAACGUAUAAAUAGUGAGAAUUAGUCACAAAAAGACAUAAGCUGAUUCAUGAACAAUUUCAAUACAGAUUACAACAUGGAAACUUCACUGUAUGAAAAUACAAACAGUGCUAAAGACACUAAAAUGUUGAAAAGAAAAAUGACAUUGGAUUUUGGCGGUCCUAGCAGCAAAAUGCAAAAGUUUACUGCAUUAUUGGCAUCGCCUGACUUGAAUAUGCUGAAACUUGCUUCGCCUGAACUGGAAAAAAUGAUUAUCCAGUCAAAUGGAAUGAUCACCACGACCCCCACCCCAACGCAGUUCAUCUGCCCCAAGUCUGUGACGGAGGAACAAGAGGCAUAUGCCAGAGGAUUCGUUGAUGCACUCGCUAAAUUACAUCACAACACGGAGAGUAUGGACAGCUUCACUCAAAACACUAUGACGAGCAGCAUAAGCUCAGCCAUGUCUACAAUCAAUGGCGAUAGUGCAACUAGCUUAAGCACGACCAGCCUUGUCCCCCUGACCGUUAUGUCAGUGCCUCAUCCAUCCGUUAUUAUGGACAAUAAAACAUCUAGCAGCAGCCAUAUACCAACAACAGUUAAUACUCAUCAAUUGAACAGUGUAAUCCGUGGCCCUGCGAAUGAUUGCGUUUCUACAGUCAAAGAGGAACCACAGACAGUACCUUGUAUGGGUAGUACCCCUCCCCUCAGCCCUCUUGAUAUGGGCACCCAGGAGGUCAUGAAACUCGAGCGUAAACGGGCGAGAAAUAGGGUUGCUGCCAGAAAAUGUCGUACAAGGAAGUUAGAAAAAAUUUCUCGCCUUGAAGAACGCGUUAAUGAUUUAAAAGGACACAAUAAUGAUCUAACACAGACAGCCUCUAGCCUCAGAGACCAAGUGAUGCAACUUAAAAAACAAAUCAUGGACCAUGUGAACAGUGGGUGUCAAGUUAUGCUCACAACUGAUUCUAACUUGGUAUAAUCAUCGUGAUGCACAAACAUAAUGCCAAUGAAUGACUAUCAAGAAUCAUCCAAAGAUAGACACUAAUGCAAUUAAAUAAUAGGUGUUGAAAUUACAGGCAAUAACAAUUCUAAAAUAUUUGUAGACUCCUUUCAAUUGUUUUAUAACUGUUAAUGCAAAGUUAUAUCAAAAUUUGCAUGAGUGCCUGAUUAUCAGUGUAGUUCUAGUGUGUAUUAUAUUUGUACAUAAACUCAGCUGUGGAUCGGCUGAGAGUCUGUAAAUAAUUGUGUAUUGUUUUCUAUUCUACAAUUAUAUAUCAUGGUGUUAAGUAUUGUACUGUGAAAAGCAUGCUUUAACUGUACCAAGACAAUAGUAGUUCAUUUAACAAGUAAUUGUUAGAUAAUUUUCAUAUUCAAUGCUCAUUUUUUACAGAAAAGUGAAUUUUCAUACUUGGCCAAGUUUUGUACUCAUAAAAU